GUUUCCCGACAGCAGACAUGAUUGACAGCUUAUAAUACAGAAGCGACAACGUGUAGAGACAAUGUACAGUUUCGUUGAUCACUUGAUUGUGUCAGCAUCUGAUUCAUUAUCAACAGUUUAUUUAAUCAUCAAUAUUGGAUUUUUCAGUAUUUUCUGACAAAGCCAAAGUUUUACAAUUUUUAACAGAUAACAGUUAAGCAGGGAUGAAUGAGAUGCUACUAGGGAAGGAUAUUACACACGGGUCAUUUUUACGGGACGUGUCCUUGCCAGGAUUUUUAUAUUGCCUAAAAUAUCCAGGUUUUGGCUGUUUGCACUGUGCAGAUCGAUCGUUGUAUGACAUUAACGACAGCUAUAGAGAGCAGAGCAGACGGUUCCUUAUGCGUUUUAACAGCUCUCGUGGUACUUUGGCGUCAUUCAAUGAACAGUGCGCAGCGACGCUUCAAGUCGAACCAACGAACGAACACGUGGCCUACACCAGGGUGUGGGUGAGUCAAGUAUGAAGUCCAAAGGAAAGGGGUCAAAGCGGGGCAGACAGUCUUGGGCAGAGCAGGACGACCCAGACUUUACGCUGGAAACAGAGCCAGGUUCCAGCGAGCAGGAGGGUUCAGAGGCGUCCGUGAGGCUGGGAGGGACAUGGAGAACAUUGAGGGGCGAGAGACACGGCGGUUCCCGCGUGGGCACACGUCGCAGGCGGCAGCACGGCAGCGCAAAGGAACGCAACGUCCGCAGGCUGGAGAGUAACGAGAGAGAGAGGCAGAGGAUGCACAAACUCAACAACGCCUUUCAGGCCCUACGGGAGGCCAUUCCUCACGUCAAAACAGACAAGAAACUUUCCAAGAUUGAGACUCUCACGCUGGCAAAGAACUACAUCAAGGCCUUAACCACAAUAAUCCUGGGCAUGUCGAAUGCCUGCCUGCCUCACACCGAGAGUGACAUGGAGACUCAUGCCUCUCGGCUCCUGCAGUGCUAUCAGCAGCAUCUACAGGAGGAGGGAGAGGAGGAUCUGUCCAACUACCUGAGCCACAUUCACAGCUUCAACAAGGGCAGCUAACACAUGCUGCCACAGACUCAGUGAGCGCUGUGUAAAUACAUGCAUGAUGAUGAAUACCAGCUCUGAAGACUAACAAAAGGGUCCAUCUGAAUAACCCUAAGUUU
Molecule: messenger RNA, 1155 nt
Organism: Cyprinus carpio (common carp)
Lineage: Eukaryota; Metazoa; Chordata; Actinopteri; Cypriniformes; Cyprinidae
Product: basic helix-loop-helix family, member a15
Exons: 2
Coding region: 497-1051 (184 amino acids)
Molecular function (GO): protein dimerization activity
Source: RefSeq, a predicted model, not a curated record